This is a messenger RNA of Chenopodium quinoa (quinoa), 2440 nucleotides long. Its product is annotated as L-type lectin-domain containing receptor kinase IV.2-like. Gene Ontology annotation, molecular function: ATP binding; carbohydrate binding; protein kinase activity. NCBI's taxonomy places the organism in Eukaryota, Viridiplantae, Streptophyta, Magnoliopsida, Caryophyllales, Amaranthaceae. The transcript has a single exon. The coding region runs from base 292 to 2268 and encodes 658 amino acids. Gene Ontology annotation, cellular component: plasma membrane. Gene Ontology annotation, biological process: protein phosphorylation. The record is from RefSeq and is a predicted model, not a curated record.
CUUGUAAAUAUCAAGUUUCAAUACUUUUUUCAAACUAUUUUAAGGGAGUUGCAAAAUUUCCUUUUGGAUUGAUCUAACUGCUCAAUAUUUUAGACAAAAAUUAAGGAGGCACAAUUCUUUGACUUCUGGAGUAAAUCACAAGCAGUCAAGUAGCAAUUUUUGCAAGUGUGUUUACCUCGGUUUUUCUUGAUCAUAAAGUAAAAUCAGCGAUUUUUAUUUAAUCAUAUAGUAGCUCAUUUGUUCUUCAGUUACAAAACUACAAUCCUAUGAUUCACUUCUGUUCUAUGUCUAAUGUCUAUAUCAUUCAGAAAACAGAAUUUUAUAAUUCUUUUCUUACUUUCCACAAUAUCUGCCUUUUCUGAACAACAAAACCAGUUUAUUUAUUAUGGUUUUACAGAAGCAGGCCUUCAUCUCGACGGCCUUGCACAUAUCCAUCCUAAUGGCCUACUGCAACUGACCAACACCACAAAGCUGCAGAAGGGUCAUGCUUUCUAUAAAACCCUUAUGAAACUGGACACAAAUGCUUCUUUUUCUACUUCAUUUGUGUUUUCUAUAUACCGAGAAUUGGACGUACCACAUAGCGGACAUGGGAUCGCCUUUGUCAUCUCACCGUCCAUGGAUUUCAGCCACACGGUUCCAGCUGAAUACUUGGGGCUUUUCAAUGCUUCCAACAAUGGUUCUCCUGCAAAUCAUGUAUUUGCAGUGGAAUUAGAUACAGUUCAGAAUGCACUUUUUGAAGAUAUUGAUGCCAACCAUGUUGGAAUUGAUGUUAAUGGUCUGAAAUCAGUAAGUGCAGCUUCUGCAAUGUACUUUUCUGAAAAAGAAAGGAAGAAUAAGAGCUUGCAGCUUACAAGUGGAAAGCCGAUGCAAGUAUGGAUAGAUUAUGAUGCUUUGAAGAUGUUAGUGAAUGUGAAGUUGGCUCCUAUUGAAGAGCCAAAGCCAAAUCAUUAUCUCUUGUCUACUCGCAUUGAUCUCUCUAAGGUUAUAGUGAAUCCAGUACAUGUCGGGUUUUCUUCAUCUACUGGAUUAUCUACUAAUAUACACUACAUACUAGGAUGGAGUUGGAAUCAAAGUGGCCUAGCUCAAAGCUUAGACCCUUCUAAGCUUCCUUCACUUCCCCGACUAAAAUAUCCAAGAAAGAAAUUAAGUCUUGUUGUUGUAGUUCCUCUAGUUGUGUUAAUAUUAUUUUUCAUCUGUAUUUUCCUAGUUGCUUAUGUGAUCAUAAGAAGGAAGAAGUAUGAAGAAUUGCACGAGGUCUGGGAGUCGGAAUUUUCUGUAAACAGAUUUUUGUACAGGGAUCUAUACAGAGCCACAAAAGGGUUUAAAGAGAGUGAGCUUCUAGGUUGGGGAGGUUUUGGAAAGGUUUACAAAGGUACAUUGCCUCAUUCCAAUAGCCAAGUAGCAGUCAAAAGAGUUUCACAUGAUUCGAAACAAGGCUUGAGAGAAUUUGUGGCUGAAAUUGCCAGCAUGAGAAGGCUAAGGCAUAGAAACUUGGUACAACUCCUCGGUUAUUGUCGGAGAAAGGGUGAGCUUCUUUUAGUGUAUGAUUACAUGCGUAAUGGAAGCCUUGACAAGUUUCUCUUCAGUGACGAGAAACCAAACAUUUCCUGGCCUCAGAGAAUCAAAAUCAUCAAAGGUGUGGCAUCUUCCUUGCUAUACCUGCAUGAAGAGUGGGAACAAGUUGUUCUUCAUAGAGAUGUAAAGGCAAGUAAUGUUCUUUUGGAUGCUAACAUGAAUGCUCGUCUGGGUGACUUUGGUCUUUCGAGAUUAUAUGAUCAUGACACCGGCCCAAGAACUACCCGUGUGGUUGGAACAAUCGGAUACAUUGCACCAGAGCUAACGAUCACAGGAAAACCAACUACUAGUACCGAUGUUUUUGGUUUUGGAAUGUUUAUGCUUGAAGUGGUUUGCGGAAGGAGGCCAAUAUCCCCACACUCCCUUGAAGAAGAGAAUUUGGUGGAUUGGAUUCUCCAGUGCAGGGAAAAUGGAGAAAUUCUUAAGACAAUUGAUCCUAGGCUGGAGGAUAACUACAUUUCUGAAGAAACGGAGCUCAUUUUGAGGUUAGGAUUGAUGUGUUGCCAUGACAAUCCUCAAGAGAGGCCUAGCAUGAGGCAGGUAAUGCAACUUUUGGAUGACAGAAACAGCAAAUUCUCUAAAAAGUCUUACACAGAGUCUUGUGAACCAUCAACUCCAUUUCCACAAACACCUGACUCUGCAUCAGUUUGUUCUGUUUCUAGUUCUGAUUCAAUCCUCUUUCAUGGUCGUUGAAUCAUACGAUGCUCGUAUACUUCACUUGUUAUUGUGUUAUACAUAGUUCACAUAAUGACCUAACAUUUUAUUGUAAAUUUUUUUGACCAACGUGUAGAUGUGAAUAUAAGUCAUGUUAGUGCUUCUUUAAUUCUUAAUUUGCAUUUUAGUUUUUAAUUUUAGACUGAUGUCA